AAUUUUUAAAAUUAUUUUAGUAAAAGUUAUUUAAGAAUUAAAACUAAAAGAAUAAAAAUGUUUUCUUUAACGAAAAUAAGUUUUCUCAUACUUUGUUUGGGUCUCGCAAAUGUUAAUGUAUCAGCUAAAGUGAAUCUUUUUGCUGAGCAGAAUUUAAUGGAAAUAAUGAUGCAGUCUCGUUCUUAUUUGGAAAGAAGUCCUGAAACAACAACAAAAUGUUUCCAAUACUAUAUUCCAGCAUUGCAAGAAGUAAAUGAACAAUAUGAAGCCAGUUUUAGAUUAUGUGAAUCAACUGCAGAAACUGAGAAAGCGGACCUGGAAGAUUCAGUGACAGGCAAGCGAGAAGAAAUAAAGUCAUCCACAGAUGAAUCUUGUGCCGAAUUUAAUGAUUGUGAAGUCAUUGCUGACGCAAUUGGAUAUUUUGAAUGUUACCAAAAUAAGGCUACCCAAGGAUCUAAGGAUAUGAACUCUAUAUCAAGAAAUGUCGCUACUGCUGUUAAUGACUUGAAAGAACAAACUCGCUUAAUCGAUAAUCGAAAAGAUCGAUGCACAUAUGAAUCAGAACGUGUGUAUACUGACAAUUACGAUCGCACUUCUGCUGAACUUCAAAGUUGUUUGGAUGGAAAAACCGAAGUACCAACUCCAACUGAACCACCAACUGAACCACCAACUGAACCACCAACCGAACCACCAACUGAACCACCAACUGAACCACCAACCGAACCACCAACUGAACCACCAACUGAACCACCAACUGAACCACCAACUGAACCACCAACCGAACCACCAACCGAACCACCAACCGAACCACCAACUGAACCACCAACUGAGCCCCCAACUGAACCACCAACUGAACCACCAACCGAGCCACCAACUGAACCACCAACCGAACCACCAACUGAACCACCAACCGAACCACCAACUGAACCACCAACCGAGCCACCAACUGAACCACCAACUGAGCCCCCAACUGAACCACCAACCGAACCACCAACCGAACCACCAACCGAACCACCAACUGAACCACCAACCGAGCCACCAACUGAACCACCAACUGAUACUUUAAAUGGAUUACUACUCGCAGCUGCGUGCGCUUUUUGUCAUAUCUCUGCGACGGCGGCGACAAGUUGGAAGGACAAUGGUUAUGGACGAAACAAUGGAGAAAUUAUGGUACAACAGAAACAACUGCAACAACUAAAACAAGAGAACCGUAAUAAUGUGCAACAGCUAAAUGAACAAUGGGGGUCUUCAUUGCAACAGCAGGAACAGCAGCAAGAACAGCAGCAGCAACAACAACGACAACAACUACAAUUACAGCAACCAGAAAAAGAACAGCAAAUUAAAGAGCAGUACCACUAUGACGAACAUGCUGAUCCCUAUGAUUUAGCCAAUUUAUGGCGUCUGCGGCAGAUAUAUGAAUAUUUUAACAACGAACUUGGCAACAACAUAAACAAAUAUAACUAUGAACACCAACGAUUACAACAACUACAGCACCAGCAGCAGCAACAGCAACACGUUGAUGACGACAACUACGGCAACAAUAUAAAUAGUAACGGAAAUCCCAGUAGUGGCAGCAGCAAUAGCAACAAAGAUGGCAUCGACAAUGACAGCAACAGCGACAAUGUAUAUAACGAAUGCAAUUACAGCAACAACAUAGGUAAACAUACACAAAACACUCCCAUUUGCGCGAGGAACGGUGUUAUAGUCCGUGCGGCAAAAUCGCAUCAGGAUGCCAGAAAUGGUUUCCGUUUGCAAUUGUCUGCUUCAAAUGAAAAUAAUGAAACUAAUUAUGACAACAAUAAUUAUGAUAACAAAAACACAAAUAGUUUUGUUAUCAAGGACGAACUUUGGUAA
Teleopsis dalmanni is the source of this 1854-nucleotide messenger RNA. RefSeq names its product protein TsetseEP-like. NCBI's taxonomy places the organism in Eukaryota, Metazoa, Arthropoda, Insecta, Diptera, Diopsidae. The coding region runs from base 58 to 1854 and encodes 598 amino acids. The transcript is spliced from 5 exons. The record is from RefSeq and is a predicted model, not a curated record.